Amyelois transitella is the source of this 3785-nucleotide messenger RNA. Its product is annotated as zinc metalloproteinase/disintegrin. The transcript has 13 exons. Gene Ontology annotation, molecular function: metalloendopeptidase activity. Gene Ontology annotation, biological process: proteolysis. The record is from RefSeq and is a predicted model, not a curated record. NCBI's taxonomy places the organism in Eukaryota, Metazoa, Arthropoda, Insecta, Lepidoptera, Pyralidae. Bases 673 to 2865 code for a protein of 730 amino acids.
AACUAUAGUGUUUAGUAGCAAAUUAUCUAUUGAUCUUAAUGAUAGUUUUGCACUCUACCAGCAACUACAGCUAAUAACUUUUUCAUUUUUGUUAUCUCGAAGAACACUUAACAUCAAAAUUAAUUUAGUAUUACUGAGAGAAAAGAAAAAAGAGCUCUAAUUAAAUUUAUAUAUUGUUUAGUCCCUUCUGAUCUGAUGUAGGUAUUCGGUUUGGCAAAGAAGAGUUUUUAAUCACAUGUGCUAUGUCUGGGGAACCGCGGCUCCGAGCAUGUUGUGUCGGAGUUUGUAUAUGGUCCAAUCCGUAAAAUCUUUGCUUGCGCCAUUUAGACUCCCCGCUGUUAUUGGCUGAAAGCGUUGACUGUUGUGACUUGUGGCGUAAAGAUGUCGCCACAUGUGUAACAAAGUGACCUUUCUCUCUGCUCUCACUAUAUUUUAUGACGCGGAUGAAAACAAACUUACGUUUUUGUUGUUUUUAUUUAUUGUUAUGUAACAAUCAUGUUUACAAUAGUUGAAUAGCCGUAGUUUAAACAUACAGAGUCAUCGUUGUUGCUCGGAUGAAAUUUCGUGAGUUUGUCAUAUCAGAUUGAGUGUGGAGUCGGAUAACUAUAGACCAAUCAUUAAAAAUUAUUUUCAAAUUACUGCAGUGUGAACAGAACCUAACAGCAACGGACAAUGAGAGGUAAGUUAUUACAAUUAUUAUCACUACCAUAUAUUAAUAAUUCUUACUACAAUUCCGAAAUUCAUAACUUUUCAGUUAAUCCACUUCUCAAGAAACUGGCUCUUGUACAUCCUGUAAUUCAGCAUGGCAGGACCAAAAUAAAUCUAUCUACCACCCGACACAAGCGUAGUUCACAUCAUAGCAAAGUGCUGGUCACGAUUGAUGUAGACGGUGAGGAGUACACCCUGGAGUUGAGGUUGAACCAUGGAUUACUGCCUGAAGGUCAUAUCAUCAGCUACCAAGAUCAGGAUAAGAUAGUUCUACACAGGCCUAAGAGAGAGGAAUUAGAGUUAUGUCAGUAUACGGGACACGUGAGAGGGAAACAUAACUCGUGGGUGGCAGUUUCUACGUGCCAUGGUCUCAGAGGAGUGAUCCACGAUGGAGCCAAGAUUAGAUAUAUCGAGCCAGCCGAAGAGCAAAACAUACAGUCGGCACAUUAUAUAUACGAGAAUAGUGAGUUCAAAAGACAUGGUAAAUGUGGUUACGUUGAGGGUGUCAAAAAGGCUAAUAACAAUCAGUUGAUGAAGAUUCACGGAAACAGGUCGAGCAGGCAUAAAAGAUCCUUCAUACAAAGGGGUUUCUUCGGCAACAACGAGAGAUCUCGCUACGUAGAACUGGUAUUGGUUGCAGACCACGCCCAAUACUUGGGAGCCAGGAGAGAUCUGAGGGCUCUGCAUCAUCAGUUGCAGGAGACCACCAAUAUAGUCAAUGCGGUUUUCGCGCCCCAUAACGUGUUCAUAGCACUGAUUGGUAUAGAGGUCUGGACAGUAGAAGACAGGAUUCCAUUAGACCCCAACAGCCAAGUGACUCUCGACCACUUCCUUGAAUACCUCCCUGUUCUUUUGAAAUCCGUUGGGCGUUACGACCAUGCUCAGCUCAUGACGGAUACACCUUUCGACAAAUCCCACGUAGGAUUAGCGUACGUGGGGUCGAUGUGCUCCUCUGGAUCUUGCGCGGUUAUUUACCGUUCCGGUUACAAUGUGUCCGUGGCUACCAUUGUCAAGAACGCAUAUAACAUAGCCCACGAGCUAGGCCACAGCUUCGGAAUGCGCCAUGAUACUGAGGACUGCGAGUGUCGGGAUAACUUCUGCAUCAUGAGUGAACAAGAGCAAACUCAUCUGCCUACUCAUUGGUCGGAUUGUAGCCUGAGAGUGCUUGACGAGGACUAUUCUGAUGGCAAUUUCUCUUCAUGUCUAAGAAAUAAACCAGUUCACCUAUUUGGAAACCCUUCAUGUGGUAAUAGCUUUCUGGAUCCUGGGGAAGAUUGUGACUGUGGCAUCAACGUCGACGAUAAAAUAAAUGCGUGUCAAGCAUGCUGUCAUCCCGAAACAUGCAAACUGAGGUCUAAUGCCACUUGCAUUAGGGGUGAUUGCUGCGAUAUUCAGAUGUGCCAGUUUAAGAGCAUGGGUACUCUAUGCCGUGUUGCGGAGCUAGAAUGCGACCUGCCCGAAUACUGCAAUGGACUCUCCGAAUACUGCCCCGAGGAUGUGUUCACAUUGGACGCCAUUCCUUGUUCUGGCCAGUUGUGUGUUACAAAGUAUUGCCUGCCUGUGGAUUACCAGCGACAGACGAUUAUAAGACAGCAUUCAAAUGGCUGCCUUACCAACUGUUCUGGGCAUGGAGUUUGUAACUCAAAAGGUCAUUGUCACUGUGACGAUGGUUUCGCACCUCCCAUGUGCAAUUUACCUGGUGGUGGAGGCUCAGAGGAUUCCGGGCCCGCCAACAGAGCCGUUUUACCUUCUCAAUUUGAAUUAAAAGCACCUCCACAUCAGGGCCGCCGUAAUCAUACUACACCAACUACAUUGUUUGAACUGGACCAGAUUAAUGUAGGAGCAUUUGAGAGAUCACCAUACUAUUCCAAGCCUUAUUCUUGUUGUGAAGUACACAAUUAUAUUAACUUCAUUGGGAUUGUCGUUGUUAUCUUGGGCAUGAUGUUUUUAAUAUAUCAUAUCAUGAAGCUCAGAAUCAUCGCUCAAUUUGGUCAAAAAGAAAAUCUGGAGUCACCAUCGUCUACUGGCUGUUUAAGGCAUGCGAGUAUUAAGAAAGUUGUGGCUACCAAAAUACUUACCAACAAGCUUACCUUACCCAAUACCGAGCACAACCGUUACCAUUUACCAUUACAAUACCAAAAGGUUGCCUGGAUUUAACAGAUAUAAUACAUAUAUAUAUAAGAGAUGAUUAAAACAAACACAAGACAAAUCAAGCACUUUAAUAUCAUGCCGACUUCGUUGCCCAGAAACCAGAAGAAGCUAGUUCUGAAAAGAACUGUUUGUGAGCGCGUGCACAUUGACAUGCCACACAUCGUGCAUCAGCAGUUCUUCCAGGCAGCAUCAGCAUCUUCACACGCCAAUUCUUCACACUGCAUAAUCGUCCAUCGGAUCUCCGUCCAAAACAACUCAAGAGUUCGACGCACACACUGCACUUCGCGAGAGCUUCACGAGCGCGACCUCACGCCGCAAGUUCAAACUAACACUGAGGCGGGGACAAGGGGUCUUCCCAAACUCCUGUGCAGGAGUUGGAGUAAAUCAUCUUCUUCUAUCUUCUGGGAGUUCCCAUCGGUGGCGGCGUCGUCACUGAGCGACGACGUCUGCCGCAAGGCAGCGAGGUGAGGGCUUCACGCGACGGUCCGGAGGGCGGGCGUGGAGCGGCGCGAUGCCGCGCAGGUGGACGUGCGAUGAUGCGUCCGCCUUCUCAAAUGAGGCGGAGAGCAAGCAGCAAGACAGUUUUAUACCCGAGCAAGUUUCAACCAACACACAUCGCGUGCCCAUCGCACGUAGCGCCCUCGGCGCGCCUGCGGCCGCACCGGGCGUCACAGAAACUCAAGCUCGACACGUGUAGCGGAAACGGGACGGGGCUAUCCAGACUCAGGAGACUGCAAUGCAAAAUUCUCAGAAAUCUAUGCAAAUCCAUUUUAUUAUCCUCAAAAACUUUUCGUUAGAUUUCUACUUGUAAAUACAAUCACACUAUUGGCUAUAAUUCGAUAUUUCUGGAUUGUUAAAAAAUUUUUCGUUUUUUAGCUUUAGUUUUAAUUUGAUUUAAUUAUAUUGUUAUUAUUUGUUAAAAAUAA